Sitophilus oryzae (rice weevil) is the source of this 3021-nucleotide messenger RNA. Its product is annotated as intraflagellar transport protein 88 homolog. Gene Ontology annotation, molecular function: kinesin binding. Gene Ontology annotation, biological process: non-motile cilium assembly; intraciliary transport. The transcript has 12 exons. Lineage: Eukaryota; Metazoa; Arthropoda; Insecta; Coleoptera; Curculionidae. The record is from RefSeq and is a predicted model, not a curated record. Bases 107 to 2671 code for a protein of 854 amino acids. Gene Ontology annotation, cellular component: centriole; ciliary basal body; ciliary base.
AACGCAGCGCAGGCGUGUGAUUCAAAUGUUUGUAUCGUAAAAUACAGUUCAUUCAUUCUGUUUAUUAUCAAAAUUUUUGAUUAAAAAGCCUAGAAUUUGUUAAUAAAUGACGGCCACUGUCAAUGUUUUAGAUCUUUCCAAGUCUUUUGAUAGUAAUGAUUUGGCAAAUAUGGCAAAAGAAGAUGAAAGCUCCAAUAAUUUUGCAAAAACGCUAAAAUUUAGUACUGAUAUGAGAUUGACCACUCCGAAGCCUGUUCUUCAUAUUGGUGCAUCUACGGAGUUUCAGCGUCAAGUUUCUGCAAUGCCAAGAACCCCCUUCAAACCGGGGACAGGCUACAGCAGAGCGGGUACCGGGUUCAAACCCACGACAAAUUUCAAGAAACCCGGCACUGGCAAACCGGGAACGGCAGCUUUCAGACCGCCAACAGGAUUGGAGAACGUCACCAGACCGAUGACAGCUGUCAGGGGGCGCGGGGUACACUUCUGGGGUGGCAAACCGUUCGAUCCUUUGAACCAAGCGGGGGCGGUACAGCAAACGCCGCCACUGGAAUUGCAGAAAGACGACUCGCCAGAGGAAAAGAUGCGUCAACAGGAAAUAAAAAUAAUGCAGUUAGUUGAGGAAUCCUGUAUAGCUCAAAGCGAGGGUGAUCUACGUAAAGCAUUGACCAAAGCCAAAGGAAGCUUCAAACAAAGAAAGAAGUUUAAUAAAACACAGGAGCAAAGUGAUCUCUCAGAUCACCAUAACAUCGACCUAACUUAUGUCGUUCUCUUCAAUCUGGCCAAUCAGUAUGCUGCAAACGAAUUGUAUACCGAAGCUCUGAACACCUACCAAAUGAUGACAAAAAAUCGCAUGUUUGCCAAUGCCCACAGAUUAAAAGUUAAUAUGGGCAACGUCUAUCUGAAACAAGGACAGUACCACAUGGCCGUAAAAAUGUACCGUAUGGCUUUGGACCAAGUACCAUCCACUCAGAAAAAUCUAAGAAUCAAAAUUAUGCACAACAUUGCCAUGGUCUUCGUCAAAAUGGGCCAAUGGGAAGAGGCUGUGAACAGUCUGGAGUUCAUCAUGAGUGAGCAAGCCUGUCAUAGGGCAGGCUUGCACUUGGUGGCCUGUUGCAGAGCGUUAGAGGAUCGCGAUAGAAUGAGAACAGCAUUCUCUAUGCUUCUCACGGUACCACUCGACGUUGAAGACGAUGACAAGUACCAUUUGGAGCAAGAUAACCCUGAAGAUGCUCUGUUAGCUCUAGCAAUAAAAAAUGAUGAUUUGCACAAGUACGAGGUACAAAAACGUCACGAUGCAGAGUACUGUAUUCUUACAGCAGCCAAGCUCAUAGCACCUUUUGUAGAGGAUAAUUUUAGUGACGGUUAUGAUUGGUGUGUGUCAGCAAUAAAAACGUCAGAAUACUCGCCUCUGGCUUCUGAUCUGGAGAUAAACAAGGCAGUGAUGUUUUUGAAGCAAAACCAACUGUCUGAAGCUGUGGCUGCCUUGAAGGCCUUUGAAAAGGAUUCUGAUAUUGCCCUGAAUGCAGCCACUAACCUUUGUUUUAUUUACUUCAUGCAAGGUGAUUACAACAAUGCACUCAUCUAUGGAGAAUCGGCAGAAAAACAUGCAUCUCCCGACGCCAAUGCCUUAGUGAACUACGGCGCAUGUCUCCUAGCCAAGAACCACCUUGACCACGCCUCCCGUUGUUUCCGCAAGGCCCUGGACCUGGACUGUACCCACUUCGAGGCCAUCUUCAACCUAGGCCUUUGCCUGAAACGUCAAGGGCACUACCUGGAAGCCUUGACUUGUUUCCAGAGGUUCUCUGGCUCUUUAGCUCUGUUGCCUGCCGUGGUUUACCAAGUGGCUAACCUUUUGGAGCUGGUUGGUGAUGUGGAGGCUGCAGCUGAUACGUACCAACAGCUUUUGGGAUUGGUACCCACCGAUUCCAAGGCUUUGCAGAAGUUGGGGGAGUUGUUUGACAAUGAAGGCGAUAAGCAACAGGCACAUCAUUAUCAUGUUGACUCUUUUAGGUACUACCCAGGAAAUAUAUCUGCUAUAGACUGGUUAGGGUCGUACUACAUUGAAAUGCAGGUGGUCGAGAAAGCGCUGUCGUACUUUGAAAAGGCGGCCAUAAUGCAGCCGGGGGAUCCCAAAUGGAACAUGAUGGUUGCAGGCUGUCACAGAAGAAGCGGUAAUAUGCACAAGGCUCUAACUCUGUACCAAGAAAUACAUAGACAAUUUCCAGAAAAUAGCGAAUGCCUACGUUUCUUGGUGAGACUGUGCAGUGACCUUGGCAUGCGAGAGGCUCAAGACUAUUUGUUGGAGCUAAAAAAACUGGAAAAAUCUAAAGAAGUUCGUGAACGGGUGAAUAGUAGCAGACCAGCUUCUCGAAGGAGCAAUAGUGGUCUGUCAUCGAGGACAGGAUCCGGAUUUAGUCCAGUACUGGAACAUGACACCUCAAAACGUACUCCUCCACCUUCGGCCAAUAGAAACCUGCGCAGUACUAGGACGGUACGUCAUCAGGACAGCGCAGGCAGUUCAGACUCUGGAAUAGGACAAAAUAAUCUAGAUUAUAACUAUGCAGAUCCUUUGGGUCCUUUACCAGUAAGGCCUAGGACUGGGGCAGGGAAAGGAUUCGAUUUUGAAGACUUUGGAAACGAAGAACUGGGAGAUGAUUUAUUGCCUGAAUAAAAAGCUUUUUGUGUAAGAAUUAUUACAUGUUCUUCAAUACUUUUUUUCCUCUACUGCGUUCAAGCCUGUCGUAUUUGCGAUUCAGAUAUAUUACAGAACAAACCAGGACGUACAACUUGAUGUACAACACGUCGUUACGUAUGUGACCACUUUACAAAUCAAAACACUAUAGUUAAUAUAUGUUGUAUACCAAUCAAAUUUAGACAGAUAAUUUGUUCAACGGAAAGAUACAUGACAGUGACAAUGACAGUUGUCUGCCAUGUAUUUUCUGUCAUUUUUUGGAUAUCAUCUGUCGAAAUAUUGCCUGAUGCGUUGGACAGGCUAUAGGUAGAUUUUUCUUUAAAAAUAUA